Messenger RNA from Raphanus sativus (radish), 1554 nucleotides. RefSeq names its product E3 ubiquitin-protein ligase At1g12760. The record is from RefSeq and is a predicted model, not a curated record. Lineage: Eukaryota; Viridiplantae; Streptophyta; Magnoliopsida; Brassicales; Brassicaceae. Bases 89 to 1297 code for a protein of 402 amino acids. The transcript is spliced from 5 exons.
UGUUGACUAAUUGAACCACAUGAAAUGACGUAACGCUACACCAAUUUCAUCGAAUUAGGUUAUUUUGGGGAAGAAUCUAGGAAAAAAAAUGUCAACGGAGACUACGGAGAAUCCAUCAUCAUCUCGCCGUCUCUCCUCCGACGCCAUCGAUCAAUCACCGUUGCUUUCGAGCGGAGAUGAAAACGAGGGAAGCAGCAACAACGGAGGAGGAGGAGGAGGUUCCGGGAACGGACGGAGAUCCGUGAGGAGACAAGGGCUGAGGGAAGCGGCGAGGUUUCUAAGCCGGGCGAGCAGCGGGGGAGGACGCGGCGCGACGCGUGAGCGGUCUGUGAUCGUGAGGGAGGCCGCGGCGGAGCAGUUGGAGGAGAGGCAGAGCGAUUGGGCCUACUCGAGGCCCGUCGUGGUGCUUGACAUCGUGUGGAAUCUGGCGUUUGUCUCGGUGGCUGCGGCUGUUCUGGUGAUGAGCAGGAAUGAGCAUCCGGUCAUGCCGCUUAGGGUUUGGCUAUUUGGGUAUGCGUUGCAGUGCGUGUUGCAUAUGGUUUGUGUGUGUGUUGAGUAUAGGAGGAGGAACAGGAUGAGGACUAAUAGGAGGACUACGUCGUCGCUUUCUUCUUCUUCUUCGUCUUCUUCCUCCAUGGAGGAAGAUGCUUUGGUUUCAAGGAGGAACUCAGAUGAGCAGCUGGAGAGCGAAAGCAGCAGCAGUGUUGCGAAGCAUCUGGAAUCUGCCAACACAAUGUUCUCAUUUAUUUGGUGGAUCAUUGGGUUCUACUGGGUAUCUGCUGGUGGCCAUGAAUUGGCGCAAGAAUCCCCACGGAUUUACUGGUUGUCUAUCGUCUUUUUGGGUUUCGAUGUGUUCUUUGUUGUCUUCUGUGUUGCGUUGGCCUGCGUUAUUGGCAUUGCUGUUUGCUGUUGCCUUCCAUGCAUCAUUGCAGCAUUGUACGCUGUUGCAGAUCAGGAAGGGGCGUCAAAAGAAGACAUUGAGCAGCUCACCAAAUUCAAGUUUCGAAAAGUUGGUGGUGUCAACAAACACGCCGGCGACGAAGCCCAAGCGAACACCGAAGGGAUAAUGACAGAGUGUGGUACAGAUUCACCCCUUGAACAUACCAUUCUUCAGGAGGAUGCAGAGUGUUGCAUCUGUCUCUCUGCAUACGAAGACGGAACCGAACUAAGGGAACUUCCGUGUGGCCAUCAUUUCCACUGCUCAUGCGUAGACAAAUGGCUGUACAUAAACGCCACUUGCCCACUCUGCAAAUACAACAUCCUCAAGAGCAGCAACUUGGACCGUGAGGAAGUCUAGAAGAAACAGAUUUGCAUAUUCAUGACCCCACACAAACAUUUGAUCAGGAAACUUGGGGGGUCCAAAGGUAAAAAAAACGACUGGUGUUUUUAGAUAUAAUGCAUUGUUUGUGAUAAUGAUAUCUAUACAAAUGAUUUUACUUUUGUCUGUUUUAUUUUGAUUUUUUUUGGAAUCAGGUCUGUACAUGUAUAUAUCUAUGUUCUUUCACUUGCAACCACUCUUUUGUAUCACCUCUCUGAAUCAUGGAUCUUUCAUCA